Lotus japonicus is the source of this 2282-nucleotide messenger RNA. RefSeq names its product leucine-rich repeat receptor-like protein kinase PXC1. Gene Ontology annotation, molecular function: ATP binding; protein kinase activity. Gene Ontology annotation, biological process: protein phosphorylation. Lineage: Eukaryota; Viridiplantae; Streptophyta; Magnoliopsida; Fabales; Fabaceae. The transcript is spliced from 3 exons. The record is from RefSeq and is a predicted model, not a curated record. Bases 341 to 2152 code for a protein of 603 amino acids.
CUAUAUUUGAAACAACACACAUUUUUUAUUCAUUAACAACUCAAUUAUCAAAUAACAUGGGACAUUAUAUCAUGCGGGAUCCUUAAUGAAAGGUUGAAAGCUGUCAUGUUGUGUCACUAAUUAAUACAAUAAAUAAAACAAAACAAGCCUCCUAGUUCAGACCGUUUGUGUCCAAUACCAUUAUCAGCAUCUAGGCACAACUUUGCCUUGCCAACUUCGUCAAACUGAAAAACAAUUAACAAACAAGAGUGUAUGAUUGAUAUGACUCUGUUCUCACUUCUUGAUUGGUUCCAAAACCCAUGUCAAGCUUCUUUCUGCAUUUUCAACAUCCACCAUCAUCAUGAGGUUGGCCUUUAAAAAAAGCUUUUGCUAUGUGGUGGUGGUGUUGUUUGUGUCAUUGAACUUGGUCUUGUGUGUUGAAGAUUUUCAUCCAGAAGAAAGAGAUGCUUUGUUAGUCAUAAGGGAUUCUUUAAAUUCUUCUCUUGAUUUGCAUGGGAAUUGGACAGGGCCUCCUUGUAUAGAGAAUCUUAGUAGAUGGAUUGGUGUCACUUGUUCCAAUUGGCAUGUUGUUCAUAUUGUUCUUGAAGGAGUUAACCUUAGUGGCUUUUUACCUCCCACAUUCCUUCAAAACAUAACUUUGUUGACCCAGAUUAGCUUCAGAAACAAUGCAAUUUUUGGGCCUCUACCAAACCUCACAAGUUUGGUGUUUUUGGAACAGGUCUUGCUCUCAUUCAAUCGUUUCUCAGGGUCAAUUCCUGGGGAGUAUGUUGAAUUGCAAAGUCUUGAAGUGUUGGAGCUGCAACAAAACUACUUGGAUGGUAAAAUUCCACCCUUUGAUCAACCAUCAUUGACAAGUUUCAAUGUGUCAUACAAUCAUCUGGUAGGGCCAAUUCCUGAAACUUCUGUUCUUCAAAAGCUCCCAAAGAGUUCAUUUGAUAAUAAUUCAGAUCUUUGUGGAAAGCAAUUGGAUAAGUUAUGUCCUGCUGAACCUCCUGCUCCACCUCCAAUCCCUGCAGUGGAAAGAAAUAAGAAGAGACUUCAUGUAUGGAUUAUUGCUUUGAUUGCUUCUGCAGCUGCACUGUGUCUUUUUCUGAUCAUUAUUUCUUUCUUGUUUUCUAUAAGAAAAGCAAGUAGAAAAGAAACAAGAAGAGAUGGUUCAGCAGGGUAUGUUUUUGGAGCAUGGGCAAGGAAGAUGGUGUCUUAUCCAGGGAACAGUGAAGAGUCUCAAAGAUUAGGCCAAUUAGAAUUUUCCAACAAGAAUUUCCCAGUUUUUGACUUGGAUGAUUUAUUAAGGGCAUCAGCACAAGUUCUAGGAAGAGGGAACUUAGGUGUUACAUACAAAGCAACACUUGAAACUGGCACUGUUGUUGCAGUGAAGAGACUUAGCUCCAUGAGUGAAUUGAGCAGGAAGGAGUUUCUGCGGCAGAUGCAAUUGUUAGGACAGAUAAAGCAUGAAAAUAUAGUAGAAAUUAUAUCCUUUUAUUAUUUAGAGGAGCAAAAGCUGAUCAUAUAUGAACUCACCUCUGAUGGCAGUUUAUUUGAACUCCUACAUGAGGGUAGAGGAGCUGGAAGAGUAUCUCUUGAUUGGACCACAAGGCUAGCUAUUAUCAAAGACAUAGCAAAAGGUCUUGCUUUCCUUCAUCAUUCUUUGUCUUCUCACAAGGUUCCUCAUGCCAACCUCAAAUCAUGCAAUGUCAUAGUCCAUCAAGAUAGCCAAGGCUACCAUUCCAAGCUCACAGACUAUGGCUUCUUACCUCUACUCAAAGGUAAAAAGAAUGCAGAAAAGCUAGCCAUAAGCAAGUCGCCAGAAUUUGUUAAAGGGAAUAAGAAGCUGAGUCACAAAGCUGAUGUUUAUUGCUUUGGUAUCAUCAUGCUAGAGAUCAUAACUGGUAAAGUUCCUGGUCAAAUCUUAGGAGUUGAGGAAACAACCAGUGAUCUUUCAGAUUGGGUGAGAACAGUGGUGAACAAUGAUUGGUCCACAGAUAUAUUGGAUUUAGAGAUUCUAGCAGAAAAAGAAAGGCAUGAUGGAAUGUUGGAGCUAACAGAGCUGGCUCUGGAGUGUACAGAUAUGGCACCAGAGAAAAGGCCAAAAAUGAGUGAAGUGUUGAAGAGAAUGGAAGAGAUAGAGCAAAUAAAAAUAGAGAAUGACUAAACAAAUUUAAAAGUCACUAUAGCAUGGUGUAUUGUUUUGUAUCAAGAGUACCCCAUUUGUGUUCAUAUAUUCAUCAAAACACUCAAUUCAGUUGACAAUGAUAGAUAAUCUAAAGUAGAAAUUGGCUCCA